Messenger RNA from Cryptomeria japonica (Japanese cedar), 799 nucleotides. RefSeq lists its product as uncharacterized. Lineage: Eukaryota; Viridiplantae; Streptophyta; Pinopsida; Cupressales; Cupressaceae. Bases 129 to 305 code for a protein of 58 amino acids. The record is from RefSeq and is a predicted model, not a curated record. The transcript is spliced from 3 exons.
AUGAGAACCCUUUGCAUAAUUUGGUGCCCUCUGUUAUCAAGGAAGUCUUUAAUUAAAUAAAUAAAUGUAAACAAUCACAAUAAACUUACGGGUUGGACUAAAAACUUUGUAAGGGUUUUAGCCUGACAAUGGAGUCAUCUAAAAUGUCACCCGGUCCUCCGGCCCACAGUGUAGAGGUUGAAGAAGAAGACGAAAACGUGAAACAACUCAGGGACUGUGCUCAACUAUAUUUAAACUUGCAGGAGUGUCUGGUUAGAACUAACAGAGAUUGGAGAGCUUGUCAAGCAGCCCUAAUCAGUAGAUGACCAAAGGAGUGAAACAGCAGAAGGUGUCUUUAACAGCCUGAAUCAGAAUCUUGACAACUUGAUAAGCCCUUGGAGUUUGCCAAAAAUGCAGACCAGCAGAUUCGCUAAGGAUACCAGAAUAAAUCACAUAAAAUGGAGGAGCAGAGAUAGGAAGAGCAGAUCGCUAUUAUGCAAUGUUAUGAAUAUGUUUAACUUCAUCUUGAAAUUGUUAUAUAUAUACCCUUCUCUUGGCGGAAAUCUCCUUAGGUCGGCUUGCAACAAUUUAUUAUUAAUAUUUACCACGUGAGACUUUAGGUCCAGUUCAAUGCCUUAGCACGUUACAUUUCGGGCCCAGCCCUAUUGCAUAUUAAAUUGCCCACAUUGCAUUUUGGGCCCAGUCCUAUUACAUAUUAAAUUGCCUUUUUUCCACGCCACAUUUGGGUCUAGCCCAAUAAAUGGUUACAUUGAAACAAUACAUGUAUAUGUGAUUUAUAUGAUCCAAACUUAGCUAAUAU